AUGAGGAGAAGCAGGAUUGCUAACCCUUACCUUGGUACAGUACUAAUUCAGGGUGCCUACCACUACCAGGGCUUAAAUACCCUAAAGUGCUUCCUUUCAUUCUCCACAGAUGGUACUAGACAGGAAGAAGCUGAAGGUGAACUUAGUGAGGAGGACCAUUGGUUUGGAAACUCCUCAGAAACCCCAUCAGAAGCAUCUUAUGGAGAAGUCCAGGAGAACUUCAAAUUAUCCUUUGAGGACAGGAUCCAAGAACAGUCCACAUCUCCAGACACUUCUUUGGGAAGUGCAACUCCUAGCAGCAAUACAUUGGAGCUGGCAACUGUGGAGAAUGAGGCUGUACGGGAUGUGUUACAGAACAAAGAACACCUUUCUCCUGGUGUGUCAUCUGUAUGUGAAGAUGACACUCCUGGUCCAAAUAAACCACUGAGUAGUAACUUAAGACGUCUGCUGGAGGCUGGUUCUCUCAAGCUAGACACUAGUAUCAGAGUUAACGGCAGGGUUGAGUCCCCUGUAAAUCUUGGCUCAAAUAUUGACUUUUCUCCGCCUACCCACCAUGCUCAGCAGCUAAGUGUCCUUGCUAGAAAGCUGGCUGAAAAACAGGAGCAAAAUGACCAAUACAGCGCAAGUAACCGGUUUAUAUGGAAUCAAGGCAAAUGGUUGCCUAAUUCAACUUCCCCUUGCAGUUUGUCUCCAGACUCAGCAAUCCUAAAACUUAAAGCAGCAGCCAAUGCAGUCCUUCAGGACAAGUCACUUUCUCGAACUGAAGAUCCAAUAAGGUUUGAAACCUUUUCUUCCCCAUUUAGUUCACAGUCUGCAAGCUCUACCUUAGCUGCAUUAUCAAAGAAAGUCAGCGAAAGAAGCAUGACUCCUGGGCAGGACCACCCACCGCCAGCUAGCUCUUUCCUUUCUCUUGCCUCAAUGACUUCUUCAGCAGCUUUGCUCAAGGAGGUCGCUGCCAGAGCGGCAGGCAGUCUUUUGGCUGAGAAGAAAAAGUCACUGGUUGCAGAGGAUCCCCUACAGCUUUCAGACAUGAAGCAAGAGAAAGCAACUCCACCGCAGUCUUUGGAAUUAUUGUUACUUCCAGCCCCUAAAGGUAGAACUUCUAAAACCACUAACCCAGCCUCAGAAGAAGAAGGUGGCAAACCUUUCCAGUGUCCAAUAUGUGGCCUGGUGAUAAAAAGGAAGAGUUACUGGAAGAGACACAUGGUGAUUCAUACAGGCUUGAAAAGUCAUCAGUGCCCUUUGUGUCCAUUUCGCUGUGCACGCAAGGACAAUCUCAAAUCACAUAUGAAGGUUCACCAACACCAGGACCGAGGAGAAACAUUUCAGUGCCAGCUAUGUCCGUUUACUUCCUCUCGCCACUUCAGCCUGAAACUCCACAUGCGUUGCCAUCAGCACUUCUUGAGGACAGAAGCCAAAGUGAAGGAAGAGGUCCCAGAAAUGGAUGUCAAGGUGUCACCGCUGCUAAACGACAACUCCAGAUUGGGGCAGCAGGAAGACAGGGGGACUGAACAGGCAGGGGCUGCUGCAACAGCCUCAAAAACACCUGAGGCAGUUGGGCAGUCAGGAAGUACCAUUCCUGCUCUGCUGGUGAAGGAAGAGCCCAAAGAUGACAAUGCCUCCACCCCAUCCUAUCCUCUCAGUGUUAUUGACAGAAUCACCACCAACAAUACUAAGUUAAAAGACUCCAUUGACUUUGUGACCAAUACAACGUCAGCACUUUUCAGCCAGGAUAUCUCUGUCAAGAUGGCUUCAGAUUUUCUCAUGAAACUCUCAGCUGCAAAUCAAAAGGAACCCUUGACUCCAACAUUCAAAGUAAAAGAUGAACCAAAAGAUGAGGAAAAUCCAAGCCCCACUUUGCCUAAAUCCAGUUAUGUUUUCAGCCAUGAACCUGAAACAUCAUCUCCAAGCAUUCCUGAGGAGAAUCUCAAAUCACAGGAAGUGCCAGCAAAUGUAUUACAGCAGGACAUGUCAGUUAAAGCAGCAUCUGAACUUCUCAUGAAGCUAUCAGCGGAAAGUUACAAGGAAUCACAGACAAUAAAGAUUAAAGAAGAGCCAAUGGAAGUUGACAUUCAUGAUUCCCAAGCUUCAGUUUCACCGAGCCAAAACAUCAGUUAUAGCACUUUACUCAGGCAAGAGAUAACUGAACAUAUACAAAAGAUACCAGAAGGACGAGUACUCCCUGAGAGAAACCUCUUCAGCCAAGAUAUAUCAGUGAAGAUGGCUUCGGAGCUACUUUUUUCAGUUACAGAAAAAGUGAGCAAAGAGCACAAUCACUGUAAAGAUAAUACCAUUGCAGUUACAACCAGCCCUUUUUUUUCUGAAGAUACAUUUAGACAAUCACCGUUCACUUCCAAUUCAAAAGAUCUCCUGUCUAAUGAGACUGCUGUUCCUGGAAAUAUGACAGUAACAGAUACAGAGAAGAUAGGGCUGGAGGCUGGAAAUGGUUUGCCACCUUGGAAAUUUAAUGACCAGCUCUUUCCCUGUGAUGUGUGUGGAAAAGUGUUUGGCCGACAGCAGACGUUGUCCCGACAUCUCUCCCUGCACACAGAAGAGAGAAAAUACAAAUGCCAUUUGUGCCCAUAUGCUGCUAAGUGCCGUGCUAACCUGAACCAGCACCUGACUGUCCAUUCCGUGAAGCUGGUGAGUACAGACACUGAGGACAUUGUCAGCGCUGUCACUUCCGAAGGCAGUGAUGGAAAGAAGCACCCUUAUUACUACAGUUGUCAUGUGUGUGGAUUUGAAACUGAGAUGAAUGUCCAAUUUGUCAGUCAUAUGUCGCUUCAUGUGGAUAAAGAACAGUGGAUGUUUUCUAUUUGCUGCACAGCCUGUGAUUUUGUGACCAUGGAAGAGUCAGAGAUGAAGGUUCAUGUCGCCACCAAGCAUGCAGGUGACGAGAGGAAGACACCCAGUGAUUCAAACAGUCCUUCUUCUUCUUCCCUGUCAGCACUUAGUGAUUAUGCCAACAGUAAAGAAGAUGCAGAGACCAGCCCCAAACCCAAGGGUCCAAACAACCUGCUAGUUAUUUCUGUAGUGCCUGGUACGCAGACCAUAUUAAAUGCGGAAGAAAAAUCAGAGAAAGGUUUUGAAUGUGUUUUCUGUAACUUUGUCUGCAAAACAAAAAAUAUGUUUGAACGCCAUUUGCAAAUCCACCUGAUCACACGGAUGUUUGAAUGUGAUGUGUGCCACAAAUUUAUGAAGACUCCUGAGCAAUUACUGGAGCACAAGAAAUGCCACACUGUCCCCACCGGUGGGCUCAAGUGCCCAUUCUGCAUUUAUUCAACAAAUCGUCCAGCAGCAAUGGAAUGCCAUUUGAAGACCCACUACAAAAUGGAGUACAAGUGCCGGAUCUGCCAGGCAGUGAAAGCCAACCAGCUGGAGCUGGAAAUGCACAUUCGGGAGCAUCGCCUUGGCAACCAUUACAAAUGUGACCAGUGCGGCUACCUUUCCAAGACGGCCAACAAGCUGAUUGAGCAUGUGCGUGUACACACUGGGGAGCGCCCUUUUCACUGUGACCAGUGCAGCUACAGCUGCAAGCGCAAAGACAAUCUCAACCUGCACAAGAAGCUCAAGCAUGCGCCACGACAGACUUUCAGCUGCGAAGAGUGCCUCUUCAAGACCACCCACCCUUUUGUCUUCAGCCGCCAUGUGAAGAAGCACCAAAACGGGGACUGCUCUGAAGAGGAGAAAAAGGGCCAGGGGCCAAGCUCUAAGGAAACCAGUCCUCUCCUUGCGGCUAACAGUCCCCGGAGCCUCUUGUCGCCUCUUUCCAUGAUGUCUGCCUCCCAGGCUCUCCAAACAGUAGCCAUGUCAGCUGCUCAGAGUGGUGGGGCAGAGCCAAACCUGGCACUUAAGGCCUUGGCCAUCAAUGGCACUUCCCUCUGCUUUGACAAGUAUCGAAACUCUGAGUUUGCCCACCUCAUUCCCUUAACCAUGUUUUUUCCUAAGAACCACUUUGAGAUCACAUUCCAUUCACCCCGGCCACAGACCGUUCGCCUGGGUGACACAUCACCGAAGCACUCCUUCCUUGCCUACCUUGGACUAACUGAAAGGGCAGAAACUGUCUGAUGGCAGCUACAUUCUGUACCAAAAAUACUCCAACUCUGUUCCUCCAAACACACUCAACAGAAACCCAGCAGGUAUAUACAUUGCUGCAAACUCUACCACCCCUACCCUCAAAGGUAUGGCUGGCUGAACAUUUGUACUAUAGAUCAUUAGUAGUGAGAUAUAAGAAAACAAAAUGGCUCUGUGUGUCUCCUUAAUGCAUUGACAUGAAGGCUGCUUUAUUAAAAACUUGAGAGGUGACCUCCUGCAUUCUUCUACUUUCAGAGGCAUGUUCCCAGCACUCUUAACUUAAAAACUUUUUUGUCUUGUUUAAAGUUGAACAAGAGUGUCCUUAAUGGCAAUCAGCACUUGCUAAAAUUACAUAUUGAUGCAUUUUACUUUAGGUUUGUGAGUGUGUCUGAAAGAGAGUCAGUGUGCCAUGACAUUACUUUUGCACAUUGUUUUGUACUGGCUUAUUUAAUAUGAACACAUGAAGCUGCCUUAUAUCACAUCAGAUCAUUGGUCCAUCUCACCUAGUAUUGUCUACUCCAACUGGCACUUCUCUAGGGUUCUCAAGCAGACAUCUUUUCCAGCAUCUGCCACCUGAGAGGCUUUUAUCUGGAGAUGCUGGGGAUUGAAUCUGGGACCUUGAUACAUGCAAAGCAUGUGCUCUACCUCCCAUUGAGCGACAGCCCUGCCCCUUGCAAUUAUUACUGCAGUCCUCCAUGUUCACCACUUUGCCUGCUUCUCUUUCUUUUGCAGUUACCAGAAUGUGGGAACAGCCAUGCUUGUUCAGGAAGCAUUGACAUGCUUUGAAUUUGCUAUAGAAUAAGUUCCUGGUUAAGAAUUCUCCUACCUGAGAAUUCAAAGAUUAGGGCAGAACUAGACAAGAAGAAAUUGGUACUUUCAGCCCCUCAAAGGGAGGGCUGUUUCCCUUGUUACCAUUUUUCUACAUGGAAAUAAUCUCUGCAUGGAGAAAUGGCCAUACCCUGUAGUGUUUCACCUAUAUUAUCAUUUUUUCCUCUAUAAUUCACAAAUUGGUUAGCCUCUGCUUUUAUAUAUACACAUACAUACACACACACACACACACACACACACACACAUUGCUUGGAGGUUGUAUUCAUGCAAACAAACAAAACCAUGCACUUCUGCCUCUUUUGGAAAUGUUAUAGUGAAGAUGCAUGUUCCAAUACAGAGAUUAUAUCUAUAGAGGAAAAAUGUAUGAAGCAGCCUGGAACAUAUACUAGUGACAUACAGGAGAGGGUAACUAGCCCUCUAAACAGCAGGUGCAUUUUGUGUAUGCACAAAGUCUUCUGUGAUGCUCAUGUAAACUAUGCGCCACUUUUUACAAUACUUUUUUGUACUUGAGUACAGGUGUCCAAAGGUAAAAUACACACACCAGGCAUUAAUUUUAAGUGGAACAUAUGCAUUGCAUUUAAAUUACCACCACCCCCACCCACCCACCCCAGUAAAAUAACUAGAGGGAGAAAUUUUAUCAUUUGCCCAUCAUGCUUUUGUCUAGUUUGCUAAGAAAAUCAGUGAUUUGAAGGCACAUGCUCAGUUCUAAACUGAUGCAAGGCCAAGACUGGUAUGGUGGGAAGGCAAAUAAUAGGAAGCAGCUCUCAGAUCAGGCUAUCAGACUUACACAGGGUCACUCUUGUCUGAGUGCAGUAGUGACUUUGUUUUGCAAAAGCAAGAGUGUACAUUCUACAGUGAUGAAAUCAAGGAAAGGGGGUAUUGAAAAGGAAGAGUUUGGUGAAUUCUGGGUAGAAAUAUGCUCAGACUAAAUAAAGGCAGGUUUUGCACAGUGCUUGAGUCUUGCACUAGUAUGUUUCUCACUAGCAAAAAAUAAACAAUGGUAAGAAGUAUAGAAGAAAAUGGGUUUUUUGUUGUUGUUGACUGAAGAAAUACCAGAUUGUAUAUUUGAAAGUUAAUGGUAAGUUGUUUUACGCAAAAGGAGAAAAAGGUGCUGUUUAACCAUACAAUUCUCUUUUGUAUGCCCAGUUGUUCAAUUACAGUAUAUUGGCAAAAUUUGUGUCCUUAUAAACAUUACCCUUCAUGUUAUUUGUAUUCUUUUAUAUCAUUUUGUUAAUGACUAUUCAAGUAUACUCUUCUUGGAAGCUAACUUUAUAUUUUCUUAGAGCUCUUAUUUUGUGGUCAUUAAAAUGACAUAAAUAUUGCACUUUAUUGCAGUAAGAAGCAAAUGUUGCAUUCCUAAUAGACGAUCUAAGUCAAUUGUUAACUUUUCCCAAGAUUAGCCCAUGUACUGACAUUUAUUGUAUGUCAUUAUCAUUAUCACAGCCAGCUCACUCCACUAAACACAUACAGGAGAAGAAAUGCAGAUCUGUGUAAGAGUUCAAAGACCAGAAACAGUUUACAAUGGAGAAUAAAACAAAAGAGCCUAACUGUUUAAUAAGGUAUACUAUAUUACCACUGAAGGAACAAGAGUCAACACAGUAGCUUAACAAAUUAAGCCAUUAGGAUAAAAUAAGUCAAUGUUUUAGUUGUCCCUAACACAGACAUUUUGAUACACUGUUCAUUGAACCUGGUGGUGUUAAAAGAGUUCCUAUGAACUACACUUAUGACAAAACAUUGACUAAGGUAAAGUCGGUAUGCAAAGGGAUAUUGUAGCACUUUUUAGACUAAUGGAGAAAGAAAAAGGUUGGUUGCAUUAGCUUUUAUAUACUUGAAUCUACGAAAGCUAAUGCUACCAACUUCUUUUUCUCAGUCUCAGAGGUGCUACCAGAUCCCUUUGCAUACUGAUCCAGGCUAACACAGCAAUGUCUUGAAUUCUACCACUGAGGUAAGGUCAGUACAGUGUCAUGAAUAAGCUAUGAGAACAUGGCAAUGCCUAGCAAGAGUCUCCAGCACUUAGUAUGUGGCAGAGUAUCACACACAAACCUGGCAGCCAGGCACAAGAAAAUUGAAAAGAGGGUGUGAUGGUGGGAGGAGGGGUGAUGCCUCAGAUGGACAACAACUUGAGAGAAUGACUGGCUAUGAAAAAGUGGCUGUGCUCAUGAGAGAUGUCCCAGUAAGCUACAAUAGGCCAACUUCAUCCAGCAUGCUUCUAUAGCAAUACUGGCAAGCACACAGACACACACCAGUUCAAUUUCUCAUCUUUCUAAGCUUUUUCUGUAGUUUGGGAGAGGGCAUUUUUCUGCAACCUUGAACUAUUUACUUAACUACAGAUCUGCCAUUUGCCAGAACAGGCUCUGUUGCAGGAACUUUAAAAAAUGACAACACUGAAGAAGGAUUUAUAUGCUAGGCUAUAAGGGUAAACUAAUUCCUUUAUUAGCAAAGGAAAGAUAAACUCCCACACAGCAAGGGAUGAUGGGAGUUGCAGUCCAAAACAUCUAAGGACAUGGAUUCCCACUCCUGCUUUAUGGUAAGAAUAAUAGGACUUGGUUUCUACAAGCAACUGCUGCAGUUAACUAAAUAUAUUCAAGGUGUUUCUAGUCAUCCUAUUUUUUUAAAAAAGAAAAUAGUAGUUUGUCAGCAGGUAAGCUACGCAUGCAUAGGAAUGUUAAAAGAAAUAUUUUCUGUAAACCAAAUGGUGCAAUAUACAUAGGAACUGCAAGGAAUGAGUAUUACGAUGCUGUAAGCAACUUAAUGCCUUGGGUUUAACCAUUUUCCUUUUGUAUUGAUGUCUGUCAUAGUAAUGCUUAAUGUAAUUGGGCAGCUUUAUUUAGCACUUUGAACACUGAAUUAUUUCUGGAAAGUUAGUUAUACAUGAAUUCUGAAUGAGAGAAAAAUGCAUCUGGGGUAUUUUUUAUUUUUUUAAGGAAAAAAUACAGUAUUUAUCAAAGCCCUUGCAUACACAAAAAUUGGUUUGCUGUCUGAAGCUAAAGAUAGGAAUGCUCCCUAUAGAUAUCCUUUGCUUGUUAAGAGACUUGGCAUUUUUACCAAAAGGCUCAGUUUGCAUCUGCUUUUUUCACUAUGCAUUUUUAAUGAUAGGCUGGUUUCUUGUUUUCCAUCCAGUAAUUUGGUUACAUUCUCAGCACUUUCCUUGCUCCCCCUGUCCUUUUUAACUUGCUGUACCAUAUUCAAAUAUCACACUGUCAAGGUUUGUGUACAUUAAUGGAAAUUUGUAUUGUAUAAAGCUUUUUUGCAUUAUAAGGCUGUACAGGGUCAUUUUGACAGUAACUGGUAUAUUUCUUUGCAUUUAUGUUGCAUUGCCAAUUUCUAGUGUAUCCAGUUUGGAAGUAUAUAUACUCUAAUUAAAAACAAAGUUGGCUAUA
Messenger RNA from Sceloporus undulatus (fence lizard), 8282 nucleotides. RefSeq names its product zinc finger protein 827 (gene ZNF827). Lineage: Eukaryota; Metazoa; Chordata; Lepidosauria; Squamata; Phrynosomatidae. Bases 1 to 4068 code for a protein of 1355 amino acids. The record is from RefSeq and is a predicted model, not a curated record. Gene Ontology annotation, biological process: regulation of gene expression. The transcript is spliced from 14 exons. Gene Ontology annotation, cellular component: nucleus.